Sinocyclocheilus rhinocerous is the source of this 1881-nucleotide messenger RNA. RefSeq names its product growth arrest-specific protein 6-like. The record is from RefSeq and is a predicted model, not a curated record. NCBI's taxonomy places the organism in Eukaryota, Metazoa, Chordata, Actinopteri, Cypriniformes, Cyprinidae. Gene Ontology annotation, molecular function: calcium ion binding. The transcript has 11 exons. Bases 1 to 1344 code for a protein of 447 amino acids.
AUGGAGAAGUUUGGAGACUCUGAGAAGAAGAAACAGGAUCUGAUCACCUGCGUCCACAACAUUCCAGACCAAUGUUCCCCGAACCCCUGCAAUCUUUACGGGACGGUGCGCUGUGAGGACAAAAAGGGCGAUUUCCAAUGUCAUUGUUUCACAGGAUGGAGCGGUGUCAGGUGUGAGAAAGAUGUGGAUGAGUGCAGCAGAGCGAACGGAGGAUGUGAGCACCACUGUAACAACACCAUGGGCAGUUACCGCUGCUCCUGUCGUCAUGGAUACACGCUCUCGGGUCACCACAUGUGUCUGGAUGUGGACGAGUGUGUGGAGACUCCAGACGUCUGCGGAUCUGCGCGGUGCUCAGACCUCGACGGGAGCUUUGACUGCUUGUGUGAGGAAGGGUUCGUCUAUGACAACAUCACCCAGAGCUGUGUAGACGUGGAUGAGUGUGAGACGCACGUGUGUGAGGAGGAGUGUGUGAACACACCCGGAAGUUUCCGCUGCUACUGUGACGGACGGCAGGGGAAGAGACUGGGACAAGACUUCAGGAGCUGUGAGCCCAUCGAGCUUCACCGGUCGCUGGACAUGAGGAGGAACUCGCGCUCGCUGUACCUCGGACGCAUGUUCAGCGGGAUUCCUGUGGUCCGACUGCGCUUCCGCCGCAGGGUUCAGACCGGUACUGUUAACCCUCGACUGGACGGCUGUAUGAAGGACUGGCGCUGGUUAACCGGUGAGGACACGUCUAUUCAGGACACCGUCCAGCACAACGAGCGCAUGCAGUGUUACGCCAUCGAAGACCACAGCGCCUUCUACCCUGGACACGGAUUCGCCUACUUCAACCACAGCCACGGAGACAAUCAGACGCUCAGUGUUCAUGUGACCCUGCGGCCUGCCUCCUCCGUAGGAGUCCUGUUUGCUCUGGUUCAUCAGGACCGAGUCCCGUUCUCCGUCUCUCUGUCAGACUAUCAUCCAGGGACACUCGACUGGACCGAGCACGUGCUGGUGUCGUUCGGUGACGUGGUGGUGGCCAGUGUCCCGGUGAACCUGUGUGACGCUCAAACACACACUGUGAACGUGAUGGUGUUCGGGAACAGCUCUCUGCUGGAGGUGGAUGGGCAGCUCGCGCAGAUGGAGAUGAUGGAGAACGCAGACGCUCUGGAUCUGACGUCUUCUUACAGCACCUUUAUAGGAGGGAUUCCAGAUGUUUCUCUGGUGUCCGCUCCGGUGUCGGCCUUCUACACGGGCUGCAUGGAUGUGCGGGUCAACGGUCAUCUGCUGGACGUGGACGAGGCCCAACACAAACACAACGACAUCCGCUCUCACUCCUGCCCUCUGGUGGACACGCAGCAAUAACCGCAGCGCAGACUCCAGCACAGGAGGAGCUUUAAUCCGGAUCCAGUCAACGGAUCUUCAAAGGCCUUAGUAAAGCCGGAUCCCUCGCCACACUCACGCACAUAUAGCACAGUAUCGAUGUAUUCCUCACAUUAGACCAAUCAAACACAAGCUACUGAGAGUGUGCUGUAAAAUACUGUAACUGUACAUAUGCCACUGUAAAAUGCUUUAGAGGAGGAUGACUAAAAACACCCAACUACCAUUAAAGGCCUUCAGGCCUCGAUGUAGGUGCUCAACUUCAUCAUCAUCAUCAUCAUUCAGUAGUUUGAGUUGGAACAGUUUUUUUUUUAGUCCCUCAUUUGAGUUCGUCCUUUUCAUCUUGUUGAAGUUGUUUUGUAUUUUGUUCAUGUUUGCGAGACUGAAAUGCUUGAAGAAAACGAAUAAAGGCGGACGGUGUUGUUAUGAUGAUGAAUUCUGUCCUUUUAAGAUGUUCAGCGGCUCGGAAACAAAACCAACUAACCUGAUGAGUGUCACUGUACACUGGUAGUUUCGAGACAC